AGUUUGAAGCAGAGGCUGAUGUGCAAAUUCCCAGACAAUUCGACAAUAUAGACAGACCAAAUAAUACGAAGUGUCGCACUGCGUCUCCAACGCCUCUUAACUCCACUGGGUUUGUUUUUGAGCGGAAUCCAAAAUGGCGGAGGCUGAACCAACCAAAUCUACAACCUGCACGUUUCUGUUUAAAAAAUCAAACAAGAAAUUCGCUGCACGGAAAAGAAAGGCCAGCGACAGCGAUAAAGAGAGGAGCAGCGAUGAGGAGAAAAACGCCGUGGUGAAAAGAGAGAAGAAACCAAGCGCUCCCAACCCCAUGAUACAGCGGACCAAGAAGGUGGAAAGAGAAGCGGUUUCCUCCAGCGACAGCGAUGAAGACCAAGGAGCCAAUAAGAUCACAGUGGCUUAUAAAUCCUCUCGCUCAGCGAAACCAGAGGGACCGGACGACAUGGGCGCCACCGCCGUGUACGCGCUGGACACCGAGCGAGAUAAAGACGCCCAGGCCAUCUUCGAACGCAGCCAGAAGAUCCAGGAGGAGUUGCAGGGCAAAGAGGACGACAAAAUCUACCGCGGCAUCAACAACUAUCAGAAAUUCAUCAAGCCCAAGGACACCACCAUGGGGAACGCCUCCUCCGGCAUGGUCAGGAAAGGACCAAUCCGAGCACCGGAGCACCUGAGGGCAACAGUGCGGUGGGACUACCAGCCUGACAUCUGCAAAGAUUACAAAGAGACCGGCUUCUGUGGAUUUGGAGACAGCUGUAAGUUCCUGCACGACCGCUCGGAUUAUAAGCACGGCUGGCAGAUCGAGCGCGAGCUAGAGGAGGGACGAUACGGAGCUAACGACGAAGAGAACUACGAGGUGAGCAGCGACGAGGAAGAUCUGCCUUUCAAGUGCUUCAUCUGCAGGGAGUCGUUUAAGAACCCGAUUAUAACAAAGUGUAGACAUUAUUUCUGUGAGACCUGCGCGCUGCAGCAUUACCGCAAGUCUAAGCGCUGCUACGUCUGCAACCAGCAAACCAACGGAGUCUUCAACCCAGCCAAAGAGUUGAUGGCGAAGAUGCAGAAACAUCAGGCUGCUGCAGACCAGCCACCUUCAGACGAGGAAGACUAGCGGUCCUGUCCACUCCGCUCUUUCCUGUGUUCCCUCCUGAUACUUUUCUUGUUUUUUGUAAAUUAACUUUAAAAAAAUAAAGUUUUUUUUUUUUA
This is a messenger RNA of Clarias gariepinus (North African catfish), 1197 nucleotides long. It is a transcript of the gene rnf113a, whose product is annotated as ring finger protein 113A. Gene Ontology annotation, cellular component: U2-type spliceosomal complex. Gene Ontology annotation, molecular function: metal ion binding. NCBI's taxonomy places the organism in Eukaryota, Metazoa, Chordata, Actinopteri, Siluriformes, Clariidae. Gene Ontology annotation, biological process: snoRNA splicing. The transcript is spliced from 11 exons. The record is from RefSeq and is a predicted model, not a curated record. The coding region runs from base 134 to 1102 and encodes 322 amino acids.